AUGGUGGAAGAAGAGGGAGAGGUAAAGGACGAUAACGAGGACAGUGACGAGGAGGAAGAUGAGAGCGAGACAAAAACAGUCCGCGCGAACAGUCGCCACCAGAAUGGCAAAGUGCCACGCAUCUUUGUCGACCGUGGCACAGAGGGCCUCCGCACUCCGGAACUGCGACCUCGACCUCGCAGGGAGCCGAUACAGCUUCUUCUUAACAAGGCCGGCCGGCCGCCACCGGCGGCGCAGGGGACGCAAGGGGCGGAGGAGAUGCUGGACAAGAUCUGUGACCCCUUGGAUAGCUUCUUUGAUAAGUCUGAUGUCGGCGCCGUUUCAGGGUUUUCUGAGGAUUUUGAGUCGGCUCCGGGUUCCGCGAUUCCUCGGCCGCCCGGCCCAUUCCAAGGGCCGGUGCCCUGUGAGAACGAGGAUCGUGUGGGUGCUCCGGCUGUAUCAUGUCCGCUCGAGCCUGUAGUACCACAGAAGAGACUAAGAGAGCUGGACGUCUUUGAAAGUGCUAUCUUGCAGCCGAAAGACUUUCAGAACGAGUCGGCAUUGUGA
Messenger RNA from Trematosphaeria pertusa, 546 nucleotides. RefSeq lists its product as uncharacterized. NCBI's taxonomy places the organism in Eukaryota, Fungi, Ascomycota, Dothideomycetes, Pleosporales, Trematosphaeriaceae. Bases 1 to 546 code for a protein of 181 amino acids. The record is from RefSeq and is a predicted model, not a curated record. The transcript is spliced from 3 exons.